UGACGUUACUGUGUGUAUGUGACGUCAGUGCAGUGCGACUGCCGGCAGCGUCACCUCAGUGCCGGGCGGCUGAGAGACGUUGCCGGGGGAACCGCCCGAGCUAUCAAGCCUGGGGACCCGGGAGAGCGCGUCAUGUGGUUUUAGUCCCUGAAUUAUGUAUUCAGCCCAGGAGAAGGGUGUGGUAGAUCUAUAGAUUCUGGGCAGGAUGCUCCUGGAAAGCCUGUCACCCCGCCCCGCAAGACCUGCAGGAGAUAUGAGCAGCCCACGAUCGCCUCCAAAUCUCGUUCGCCAUCCCCAUACACAAACAGACGCAUGUGUGAGUUGUCUGAGGACUCCAAGCAAAGACUGGCCCAUCUCAACCUUGGACCCUAUGAAUUCAAGAAGGAGACCGAAAGCAAGCCCCCCUUUGUGGUCCGACACAUGGAAAUGAGUCAGUCACCUGGCACUACCAUGAUGUCAUGUUCUGCUAGAAGUUCCAAGUCAGAAGAUUGUUCCCAACUGCAUGAUGAUAUCUCCAUGUUAAGCAGAAGCAGACCCAUCUAUCCCAAUGAUUUCAGAAAGAUGCACAUUGAUGACCUUCAGAUGUCCUUGGACAGUCUAAAUGGCAGCGUACUGGAGUCACCAGGCAAAGUUUCACCUUCGCUAUCUCGCUCGGCUCCUGCAUCAAUACUGAGACAUCCGCCUAGUCCUGUCUUAAACCGGUCAUCUCUUAGACAAAGGUUCACGUCUGAUCACCAAUCUUCAGCAAACUGGGAGGAAAUCCACUCACGAGUCAGAAGCCUGUUAAGGACCCACAGUCCCCGGCAGAAGUUGCAGUUUGAUAAGAGUGUGUCAUGGAAGGAGCCUCACAGAGAUUACACAUCACACGGAGAGUUCCCUAGCACAGGACAGCUGCAGCACAGCCGUUCAUUCUCACAGGAUAAAUCUGUUCACUUGGACGAUGGCGAGUUCUGGAGUAAUAAGGCAGCUGCAUACAAAGGAAAGAGUCACAGGGUCAUAUUUGAAGAGAGCAUGGAGAAAAUCUACAGGAACAUGUACAGAAAUGCACUAAAUCCAAACGCCAACAGAAAGUCGCAUCAUUCCUAGGAGCUCAUGAGAUUGGAUCCUUCUCAUCUUUCCGGGACUUGCAGCACCUGGAUCCUCUGGCCUCGGCCGAGCUCCUUCUGUGUAUGCCAUUUCUAUAGCCAAGCUGUAUGCUGGUGCCUGCACAAUGAAUGCAAUCUGUUCACCUUCUUCUCUGGUCAUCUCUUUUGUCUCCUGUGUUAAUGUACGUUAUGGAUUGGAUAUAAUGCCGUCCGAGGUCGGAGCUGCAAGAUGCCGGUUGAAUUCUGACUUUUUUUUUUUAAAGUGGCAAUCAUUUACAAAGCAUGGUUUUGCCUUGUAAAUGAUUACUGCUUUAAAAACGUCCGAGUUCAGCCGGCAACCCACAUCUUGGGCCAACUUGGACGGCAUUACAUCAAGCCCUAUAUGUUACUUGUAUUGCUUAAAAGAGCACAGCUUCCUUGGACCAAAGUUAACGUUAUCACAUGUUUUAUAUAUGGGGGAAUUUUAUGUACUGUAGGUUAUUUGUUCAGAUUACUCAUAGCUACUGCUCAUAACAAUGUUUCAGUGUUAGACUGUGGAAUGGUUAAAGUCCCACCUUCACGCUACUAAAAGACAUUAUGGGAGAGAUGUACAAGAUCAGACUUUCUAAUAACGUCUGAUGAAGUAGUUGCCCAUGGCAACCAAUUGGAGUCUAGCUCUCAUUUAUAGAAUGUAUUAGAUAAAUCAUACCUAAAACUUGAUUGGUUGCUGUAGGCAACUUCUCCACAUAACCUGUAUAGAAGGUUUGAUACAUCUCCCCCUAUGUGAGCUGAACCAUGAGACAGAAUCAGAGACCAGUGACAAUACUGUAGCAGGAUGUUACUCUUGAAUGCAUAAGACUCCAUGCAGCGCACAAUAUGGAUGCUUCCACUAUAUGCAGCGUUCGCACUUUAUAUUGCUGUCAUUAUGGCUGAAUAACUGCAGUCACCAUUUCCUUCUCGUCCCUGACUGUGUAGAUUAUAGUUACCCAAAGUAAUUUGCUUUAUAACAGUUAUAUCCCCUUUAGCGUCUUGCAACGCUCCCAAGUGCCAACAAAGUGCGACCUCUGACUUACAGAUCUUAGUAGCACAUAUAUGAAACCUUAUUGCGUGGCCAAACCACAAUUCACAGUGACACCUAUAAACCGUUCAGUUACAGCAUGCUUGUCUAUUUUCCCUAUUACACUUCCGGGAGGUAUGGAGACCAGAUACGGCAAGAGGUACAAUGGAGCUUGAUACAAUUUGCCAUUAAGUGGGUGCGGCAAUCAUGCCAUCAUGCUCCACCCACAGCAGUAAACAGUGUCAGGAUGAGUUGAUGCAAUCACCUCCUCUAACUCCUGCCAUGCAUUGCUUACUGGUGUAGGCGGGACUUAUCAUGUCUCCACCCACAUUAUGGGCAGUAAGUUUUCUCCAUGAGGUCUGCCAUCAUUCCGGAAGCCCCCCAUUAGAGGGCAGUAGGCAAGUAUGAAUGACAUCCAGAUUAUAUAAUAUAGAUACAGUUAGAACUGACCUCCAGAGUAUUGUUUCCUUUACUGUAGAAAACGAGUUAUCAGCUGUCACUGAGGUAUUUUACAUACAGUGUAUCCCUAAUUACAUGUAACAGGAGAUUUUACUCUGAGUGUUCUGUUUUCUGUAGUGUCCACAAUUGCACAUCAUUUUUGUCUUGAUCUCAUAAAUGUCCCCCAAUAUUCAGUGUCAUAAAAAUGUUCUUUUAAAAGA
Messenger RNA from Pseudophryne corroboree (corroboree frog), 2780 nucleotides. It is a transcript of the gene SPATA6, whose product is annotated as spermatogenesis associated 6. The record is from RefSeq and is a predicted model, not a curated record. The transcript is spliced from 9 exons. NCBI's taxonomy places the organism in Eukaryota, Metazoa, Chordata, Amphibia, Anura, Myobatrachidae. Gene Ontology annotation, molecular function: myosin light chain binding. Gene Ontology annotation, biological process: spermatogenesis. Bases 313 to 1086 code for a protein of 257 amino acids.